AUGAUGUGGCAAUGCCAUGUGUCGUCCUCUGAGUGCCGCUGCUACCGGCUGAACGGCUUCUCACUGCUGAAGCGCUUCCCUCUCUCGGCAGAUGGGGCCUGUGGUAAAGCCCUGGAUCAGCCGGUGGGAGAGUGGCUGGAGCACGUGGGGCUGCCGCAGUACGAGAGCAAGUUCCUGCUCAAUGGCUUCGACGACCUACGAUUCAUGGGAAGUAACGUGAUGGAGGACCAGGACCUCAGAGACAUUGGGAUCACUGACCCAGGACACAGAAAGAAGAUCCUCCAUGCAGCACGCAGCUUGCCAAAGGUAAAAGCACUGGGCUGUGAUGGCAGCACAUCUCUCUCCUCUUGGCUGGAUGGCCUCGGUCUGCAUGAAUAUCUACCCAACUUCCUUUCAAGCGGCUACCGCACCCUGGAGUGUGUUAAGAACCUGUGGGAGCUGGAAAUCGUCAAUGUUAUUAAGAUUGGUCCCCUGGGCCACAGAAAGAGGAUCAUUGCUUCUCUAGCAGAGAGACCCUAUGAAGAGGCUCCAACUAAGUCCCGUCGUCUGUCCCCAAUUAUGUUUCAUGACCUCCUGUCCCAGACCACGUCUCCCCUCAGUCAGAUGGACCCCUACACCAGUCGCUCCAUGGACAUGCUCCUGCCCCUGACUGAGUCAGACCGGAGGCGGAGAGGAGGCGACCAAGACUGUAGUGUAUCUCUGCGGUCUUAUAGUGAGAGGCCGCGCUCUGUAGUGAUGGUCUCCCACAGUCUUAUAGAAGAAAUGAAUUUGUUUCAUGUUACUGUGCAGGACAGACAGAGUGAGCGACACAAAGAGUCUCGUUUAAACCUCCGGCCACCCAGCCACUCUGCUACCUACGCCACAGUGUCCGCCUGGCAUCACCAGCCUGAGAAACUCAUCCUGGACUCCUGCGGGUACGAGGCAACUUACCUAGGAUCAAUGAUAAUCAGGGAUCUACGAGGGAUCGAGUCCACACAAGAUGCCUGCGCUAAAAUUAGGAAAUCAAAGGAUUCGAGAAAGGGUCCAGUUGUCAUACUGUCCAUUACCUACAGAGGGGUCAAGUUCAUUGAUGCAGCCACGAAGACUAUAGUUGCGGAGCAUGAGAUCAGAAACAUCUCAUGUGCUGCCCAAGACCCAGAUGACCUCUGCACUUUUGCUUACAUUACCAAGGAUCUGAAGAGUGGCCACCACUUCUGUCAUGUCUUCAGCACUGUGGAAGUGACACAGACCUACGAGAUCAUCCUAACACUGGGACAGGCGUUUGAGGUGGCCUAUCAGAUGGCGAUCCAGUCCAGGGCAAGACAAUAUGUGCCCCCUUCAUCUCUGGGCUCAGAGGUCAUAGAGACCAAAACCAGCCGUCCCGUAUCUCAGUCGUGGAGCAGCAUGCGGAGAUCAGCAAUCGACCCCCUGGAGAUGGACGCAGACAUGCAGUCCCUGGGCAGCACCACCUGGCUCUUGGACCAGCGGGACUCCAACCGGCGCCCCGUCAGCACCAAGUACGAGACCACCAUAUUCUGA
Messenger RNA from Seriola dumerili (greater amberjack), 1518 nucleotides. RefSeq names its product ankyrin repeat and SAM domain-containing protein 1A-like (gene anks1ab). Gene Ontology annotation, cellular component: cytosol. The coding region runs from base 1 to 1518 and encodes 505 amino acids. Gene Ontology annotation, molecular function: protein binding. The transcript has 12 exons. The record is from RefSeq and is a predicted model, not a curated record. NCBI's taxonomy places the organism in Eukaryota, Metazoa, Chordata, Actinopteri, Carangiformes, Carangidae.